GCGCGCCGCGGCAUGGCGGCCUAGGGCCGGGAUGUCCCUGCUGCGGCUGCGGGCGGCGCUGGCGGGCACGGCCCGGCUCCGCGGCGCCGGGAUCCCAUGGAGUGUUCUCAGGAACUACUCCUCUGCCAGUGCUAAGGAGAGGGCCAGGAGAAAUGGCAUCUGUGAGAGGACAGAGCUGCUGGAAGUGCUGAAGGCUCGAGUGAAGCAGCUGCAGGCCGGCAGCAGCCCGGAGCUGGGGCUCAGCAAGGUGGAGCUGGGCGAUGCUGAGCAGCAGGAGCCCCUGCAGCAGGCCCUGGCUGCAGGCCCCCAGCAGGAUCCAGCCCCCAGGGCAAGGCAGGAGAGCCCAGCCUGGCCCAGAGGCUGGGUGGAGAAGAUGAAGAAGGAGAUGCAGCAGCGGCAGCUGAAGGUGGAGCAGAGGUUGUCCAUCGCCGCCCCCGAGCCUGCUCCAGAGAGCCAGGGGGAGGCCAAGCCAAAGAGCAAAGCAAAGGCCAAGAAGACUAAAGCCAAGAAGAGCCAGAAAACCCCAAAGGCUGAAGUGGCUGCUGCCUGGAGCCAGAGCCCUGCCAGCUCCCAGAGUGCCUGCAGCCACCUGGAGCCCAGGGCGGCAGCAGCGAAGAAGGCUACGAAGGUGCAGAGGCCUCAGCAGGGGCUGAAGGACAAGGACAGCAACCAGUUCAAGGUCCUGCAGCAGACCAUCCAGUCCAGCCUGGAGUGCUUCCUCUUCUUGCAGCAGCCAGAGGAGGCUGAGAGGUUGCUUCUCCUCUACCACAACUCCCCAGCAAAGAGAAGGUUCUUGGACAUCAAUUGCUACAACAUUGUGAUGCAGAGCUGGGCGAGAAAGGGCCACCUGCACCGCAUCCAGUGCCUCCUCUCCAUGCUGGAGUCUGUCGGCCUCCAGCCCAACCUGGACUCGUAUGCAGCGGUGCUGGAGUGCAUGGGCAGGACCCUGGUGUCCCCCAAGACUGUCAGGAGAUAUGUGCAGCAGCUGAGGACUGAUGGUUUCCAUGUGGAUGAGCUCUUCCAAAAGUGCCUGUUUGAGGAUGAUGGGAAGGAGAAGGUGCUGAAGGUCAUCAGGAUUGUCCAACCCAACUACCAGCUGCCCCCUCCACCUGAGCCUGAGAUCUGCAAGUCUUCUCUGCUCCAGGACUUCUACUCCAGAGACAAGGCAGUGUCCUACCCCAAGCUGGAGUUCUCGGUGGAGGAGCUGCAGGAGCGCUUCCAGCAGCAGCUGGAGCUGGAGCUGAACAACACUGUCACCAUCCAGUCCGUGGAGGCCUCCAAACCCCUGACCCCACAGGCCACCCAGGCGCGCGCGCUGCUGGCCUCGCUCCGCGGCCAGUGGCAGGACUCCGUCCUCCAGGCCCUGCAGCACUCGAAGCGCCAAAUGUCCAAGUUCAAGAAAGCCUCAGGGCACAACCUGCUCUACCCCUACCUGUGCCUGCUGCCAGAGGAGGAGUAUGUGAGCAUCAUGCUGCAGAUUCUCAGCAGCCUCUCCCCACAAGGGGUGUCCCUGGUUGUGCUGGCCAGGGAGCUGGGCUCCAAGGUCUACGACAGGUACAUCACCCUGAGGAAGCUGCGCAGCCGCCAGCUGGAGAAGGUGCAGGAGAUCUAUGGGGACUACAUCCACCUGCUGGCAAAGGAUGGCCAACCAAAGGAGUACUUGCCACGGGAAUACUGGGAGAAGCUGGUGGCAGAAGCAGGCUUUGGGCCUUCCCUGAACCUGAAGGAGUGCAGCUGGCCCUUCAUGGUGCAGAUGCGCCUGGGCAUGCACCUGCUGGAGCUCCUGGUGCAGGCUACCAAGGUGCCCAGGAACAUCCUCAACCCUCGCCUGGAGCCCAAGCUUGUCCCUCUCCUCUACCACAUCUACUCCUUCCAGAGCAGCUGGCAGGUCGGGCUGCUGAAGCCCCAUCCUGCCUUCUCCCAGCUGCUGGCGGAGGCGGCGGAGACCGAGCUGACCUUCAACUCCUCCGCCAUCCCCAUGCUGUGCCCGCCGGUGCCCUGGACCUCCCCUCGCUUCGGCGCCUUCCUGCUGAACGACACGCGGCUGAUGCGCUUCGUGGACGGCGCCGCGCAGCACCAGCAGCUGCUGGAGCGCUGCCCCCCGGCCGACCUGCACCCGGUGCUGGACGCCCUCAACCAGCUGGGCAACUGCGCCUGGCGCAUCAACCGGCCCGUGCUGGACAUCAUCGUCUCCAUCUUCAACGCCAGGGGCGACGAGAAGCUGGACAUCCCGCCGCCCCUCUCGGAAGCGCCCCGGCCCCCCGCCGCCCCCGGCAGCCCCUCUGCCCUCAGCAAGAGCCAGAAGCAGGAGCUGCUGCUCUGCAAGAAGAAGGCUGCCGAGAUGCACAGCCUGCGCAUGGACGCCCUCUACAAGCUCUCCAUCGCCAACCACCUCCGGGACAAGGUCUUCUGGUUCCCCCACAACAUGGACUUCCGGGGCAGGACCUACCCCUGCCCGCCUUACUUCAACCACCUGGGCAACGACGUCACCAGGGCCAUCCUGCUCUUCGCAGAGGGGAGGCCCCUGGGGCCCAAGGGCCUUGACUGGCUGAAGAUCCACCUCAUCAACCUGACUGGGCUGAAGAAGAAGAAUUCCCUGCAGGAGAGGCUGGACUACGCCAAUGAGAUCAUGGAGGACAUCCUGGACUCGGCUGACCGCCCCCUGACGGGCAGGAAGUGGUGGAUGACGACAGAUGAGCCCUGGCAAGCCUUGGCCUGCUGCAUGGAGAUCGCCAAGGCCUCGAGGUCCCCAGAUCCAGCAGCCUACAUCUCUCACUUCCCAGUUCACCAGGAUGGUUCCUGCAAUGGUCUGCAGCACUACGCAGCCCUCGGCCGGGACCUCAUUGGUGCCAUCUCUGUCAACCUGAUGCCCUGCAGUGUCCCCCAGGAUGUCUACAGUGCAGUGGCACAGCAGGUGGAGGAGUUCCGCAGGAAGGACGCCAGGCAGGGGGUGAAGAUCGCCCAGGUGCUGCAGGGCUUCAUCAGCCGCAAGGUGGUGAAGCAGACGGUGAUGACGGUGGUGUACGGCGUCACGCGCUACGGCGGCCGGCUGCAGAUGGAGAAGCGCCUCAAGGAGAUCGAUGAGUUCCCCGAGGAGUAUUUGUGGGAGGCAUCUCACUACCUUGUGAAGCAGGUGUUCAAUGGCAUCAAGGAGAUGUUCUCAGCCACUCGAGAUAUCCAGAACUGGCUGACAGAGAGUGCCAAGCUCAUUGCCCAGUCAGGACAGACAGUGGAGUGGGUGACACCUCUGGGCCUCCCCAUCGUGCAGCCCUACUACCGCUCCAAGUCCACCGUGCUGAACUGUGGCAUGCAGCACCUGAGUGUGAAAAACUCCAGUGGUGACCAGAAGCCUAACACAGUGAAGCAGAAGAAUGCCUUCCCCCCCAACUUCAUCCACUCCCUGGACUCCACACACAUGAUGCUCACUGCUCUGCACUGCCUCAGGCAGGGGCUGACCUUCGUCUCGGUCCACGACUGCUACUGGACUCACGCGCUCACCGUGGACGUCAUGAACCAGAUCUGCCGGCAGCAGUUUGUGGCUCUGCACAGCGAGAGGAUCCUGCAGGAUCUGUCUGAGUUCAUGCUGGAGAAGUACUGCAGCCCUGGCAGAGAGACCAGAGCCCAAUGGCAGAAGAAACUGACAGAGCAACUGUCAAGUGUCCCCAAGACAGGUAGGACACAGGGCAGGAACUGCCAAGCUCAGGAGCAGUUUGGAGACAAGGGUGAGUUCAACCUGGAGGAGGUGAUGAAUUCUACCUAUUUCUUCAGCUGA
Dryobates pubescens (Downy woodpecker) is the source of this 3772-nucleotide messenger RNA. It is a transcript of the gene POLRMT, whose product is annotated as RNA polymerase mitochondrial. The record is from RefSeq and is a predicted model, not a curated record. The transcript has 21 exons. NCBI's taxonomy places the organism in Eukaryota, Metazoa, Chordata, Aves, Piciformes, Picidae. Gene Ontology annotation, biological process: mitochondrial transcription. Gene Ontology annotation, cellular component: mitochondrial DNA-directed RNA polymerase complex. The coding region runs from base 32 to 3772 and encodes 1246 amino acids. Gene Ontology annotation, molecular function: protein binding; DNA-directed RNA polymerase activity; mitochondrial promoter sequence-specific DNA binding.